CUUUCAUUUUCCAUUGCCUACUAUUGUUUUCACUAUUUUAAUGUGAUGGUGGUUUUAAAGUUUCAAAAUGAAAACCAGCCUUUACUUAUCUGACUUAGACCUCCUCGACAAAAUGUGUUUUAUUUCAUUUUUGUACGCUUGAUAUUCAAUUCAAGUUUAUUUAUAUAGCGCCAAAUCACGACAAGAGUCGUCUCAAGGCACUUCACAUAAUAAACAUUCCAAUUCAUGUCAGUUCAUUAAGCCAAUCAGAAAUAAUUUUCCUAUAUAAGGAACCCAGCAAAUUGCAUCAAGUCACUGACUAGUGUCCGAGUCUUUACAGCCAUCCUCAUACUAAGCAAGCAUAAAGCGACAGUGGAGAGGAAAACUCCCUUUUAACAGGAAGAAACCUCCAGAGAAUCCCGGCUCAAUAUAAGUAGCCAUCCUCCACGACUCACUGGGGAUCAAGGAGACAGAGCGCACGCACGCACGCACGCACGCACACACACACACACACACACAGAAACUAAGCUAUGUUUUUAAAACCCUAAAAACCAUCACUAAUCACAAAAAAUGCGAUGCUAAGUCUCUUUAUGAGGCCAGUUAGGUCAAAUAUUGUGUUGAAAAUGGACACACAUUUUUUUAUUAUUCAAAAAUGUUUGAGCUAUCAAACUAGGUUACUAUCUUGACAUGAUUAAUGUUCUUUGGAACGUCAAAAGGAGUGGAAUCACCUCACAAAACACCAGCUAAAUGUUUUUGAAACAGUCUAGUUAAUACAAGUUAAACUACUCACGGUCCUAGGAGCUAUGUUGUCUGGGGCACUUUGUGCCCCUGGUAGUCUCCCAUGACAAAUUGGUCUUGGGUGAAGGGUGAGACAAAGAACGGUUCAGUGGAUCUUUCAUGGAUGUAAAUUCAAAGAGUCUGAGUACCUGGCCCGGAGGGUUACCGGGGUCCCACCCUGGAGCCAUACCUGGGGUUGGGGCUUCUUUACCCUUGCUAGGGUGAUGGAGGGGUCAUGGGAGUUUGCCCAACCAAUCCACGUGUUUUGUGGAUUUGGAGAAGGCUUAUGACCAUGUCCCCAGGGGCACCCUGUGGGGGACGCUCCAGGAGUAUGGGGCUUUCUGUUAAGGGCCAUUCAGUCCCUUUACCAGAGGAGCGUGAGUUUGGUCCGCAUAGCCGGUAGUAAGUCGGACCUGUUCCCGGUGAGGGUUGGACUCUGCCAGGGCUGCCCUUUGUCACCGGUUCUGUUCAUUACCUUUAUGGACAGAAUUUCUAGGUGCAGCCGUGGUGUGGAGUGUGUCGAGUUUGGUGGCAGGAGAAUCUUGUCUCAACGUUUGCGGAUGAUGUGGUCCUCCUAGCUUCAUCCAGCUCUGACCUUCAGCUCUUGCUGGGUAGGUUCACGGCCGAGUGUGAAGCAGCUGGGAUGAGGAUCAGCACCUCCAAAUCUGAGACCAUGGUUCUUGACCGGAAAAGAGUGGCUUGCCAACUCCGGGACGGGGGAGAGGUCCUACCUCAAGUGGAAGAGCUUAAGUAUCUCGGGGUCUUGUUCACGAGUGAGGGUAGGAGGGAUCGGGAGAUCGACAGGCGGAUUGGUUCGGCGUCUGCAGUGAUGCGGACGCUGAGCCGAUCUGUCGUGGUGAAGAGGGAGCUGAGCCAGAAAGCCAGGCUCUCGAUUUACCGGUUGAUCUACGUCCCAAUCCUCACCUAUGGUCAUGAGCUUUGGGUAAUGACCGAAAGAACGAGAUCGUGGAUACAAGCGGCCGAAAUGAGUUUCCUCCGUAGGGUGGCCGGACUCAGCCUUAGAGAUAGGGUGAGGAGCUCGGACAUUCGGGAGGGACUCGGAGUAGAACCGCUGCUCCUCCGGAUCGAAAGGAGUCAGUUGAGGUGGUUUGGGCAUCUGGUUAGGAUGCCUCCUGGACGCCUCCCUGGGGAGGUGUUUCGGGCAUGUCCUGCCGGCAGGAGGCCCCCGGGUCGACCCAGGACACGUUGGAGAGGUUACAUCUCCAAUCUGGCCCCGGAACGCCUUGGGGUCCUGCCGGAGGAGCUGGUGGAGGUGGCUGGGGAGAGGACGGUCUGGAGUUCCCUAGUUGGGAUGCUGCCUCCGCGACCCGGACCUGGAUAAGCGGAGGAAGACAACGACGAUGAUUAACAACUCCACUGUCAGCCAACUGGCCAAUAAGCGUCCUCCAUCUCUCCGCUGUCUCUCAUUUUCUAAUACUGAGGACAUUUCCAACUUCCAGAGACAGCUCUGCCUCCUUUACACGUCUGUUAUUCUUCUCAUCUAUGCAUAGGUGUUGAAAAGUGAAGCAGCACGAAGCUGACCUUAUAACAACUCCUGACCACGCCGCACCUGUGUCUCUGAGUCCAUGGAAGCUAAGGCCAAGUCUGGGGCUUCAGCACCCAAGGCAGCAUCCAAAGCAGAGAAGAAGGAGCCAGCAGCACCAUGCAAGGCUGACCCUGCCCCUGCAGCCCCUGAGCCUGAGAACCCCCCCUCCUCCAACGAUGGAGGAACAGCAGCUGAAUCAGCAGCAGCAGCAGGAAGUGAGGACGCUGCGGCCUCUGGCACAGACUCUCUGGAGCACCUGAAGCCUUUUCUCAUCGGUGGCGCUGUUAUUGCUGCAGGAGCCAUCUUGCUGGGAGCGUUGCUCCUGGCGAGGAGAAAUUAAAACCAAAUUAGAAGAACGGCUGACUAUAUGGUUUGGAUAAGAGAUUGGAAAGACAAUAUUUUAUUUAUUUAUUGUUUGUUUUUGACCUGAUCUCACGUGUAGAGAAUCACCCCAUUUAAGUUUUUACCAAGGCUGUAUAUGGAGAAUAAUUACACUAAUAAUACACGCAUGAAGUCUCAACAGUACAGCAUAAUGUAAAAUUAAUUAAAAAUAUUAUAAAAAGACUUAUUCCUCAGCUUGAUGCCUAAACCUUUUAAACACAACUGUCUGCUUUAUUUAGUUUAAUCCAGCGUGAGCAAAUAUUGACCUGAGGUUGCAAUAUUUGUGCAUUCCGACACAGUGAAUGAGCUUGGUUAAUUUUGUGUAAAUAUUUCAAAAUUAUAUAUCCACUGUGUUCAUGAUGUUUUUGAGCAAUCACAGUUCUCUUACUUUAAAAUAGAAUAUUUGAAAGAGUUGGUGAACGAACAGUCACGUUUAUGCAUAGCAAAGGAUUAUGGAUCUUUUGUUAAAAGAAACACCUGCACAGGUGGAAUUAGAUAUAUUGAGAUUAAGUAUGAGCAUGGGUACAGGCAACAGCUGACCUUCACAGGGCUAAUACUGGCCCAGUAAUCAACAAGGCCACCACUAAUAAUGUGGACUAGAGCCUAUUUGUGGCAAGAAUUUGCAGAUUUCCUCAACUUUCCAUCAUUUUCCAAGUGUGUCAAACUGACAUUUGUCAUUCUGGAAAGAAAAACCUUUUUAUUCAGUUCUGCCACUCAGGAAUAAAUCAGUGUUCCUGGGUUGAUUCUGUGGUGUCACUCGUUACAUCUACAUUGUACGUUGGAGGCAAAAAAAUAUGGUAAACCUUUGUAUUGAGCAGGGGUCUGCAAUCUACAGCUCUGGAGCCAAGUACGGCUCUUUGGAGCUUCCACAAUUGCUCUUAAUAAUGUAUUCUAAAAAUGGUAAAAUACUAAUUUUUAAAAAAAUAUAUUAAUAUAAUAAUGCAGAUUCAAGCUACUGUUCUGUAUUUUCACAGAAUCAAUUGCAUUCAAUUUCCUCAACAGAAUUACACUAUUUUUAUAACUUUCCUGAAAUACAGAAUGAUAUUCAUACAGUUUUUGCAAAAGUUUUAUUUAAUUUUUCCUAAUUUAAAAACUUAAUCAAAUCCCAUAGAGAAGAUACUGAUAGAAGAUAAAACAAGAGUUGUGACUAUAAUCUAAAAAAAAAAAAAAAAAAAAAAAAAAAAAGCCAGAAUCAUGAUUUCAACCUCAGAAUUCUGAUUAAUUUUUAGACAUUUCUCAAAAAUUCAUUGUCUGUUUUCUGAAAGCCCUGUAACAGUGUGGGAAACAGCUCUUUGGAUAGUAAAGGUUGCAGACCUCUGGUGAAGAGUAACAAAGACAAACUCAUUGGGUUUAAAAUAAACCAAAACAUUAUUAAACACUGAAAUAUGACACGUUCUGGGACAAAAGAAGAAGUUGGUUUGCGUGUUUAUUCUAACCUCUAUAUGGGUUUGAAAGCCCACAGCCAGUCAGCCACUAGAAUUGAGUCAAUUUUUAUGCCACUCUGUGUGUUUUCAAAGUCACCCACCAAAAAUAUGUAAUGAAAGCAUUUAUAAUAGCAUAAAAGUAGUACUCAUACUUCACUGAAAGGGGGAAAAGAAUUUGUUACUGCACAAACACACCUGUACAGUGGCUCACUAGCCUUUCAGCUUGCAACUGUAAAACUCAUCCGGUUGUCUCUGUUUAGUAGAAAGGUAGUUUUGACAACCAGAAUGUAUAGCUUCACCAUAUUUUUGACCCCCCCUAAAAAACUCAUAAGAGCAUAUCACCAUCACUAGACAGCUCCUCUGACAUGUUCAAAAAGUAGUAAGUCAACACAAAAAUAAAUUUCACCUUACAUUGUACAAUACAGUGUACUCUUAAAAAACAAAAGAAUAUGAAAACUCCUAUUUUCAUAAUUUCAACAGCGUAUAAAUGCAAUAAUUCAGGUAGGAUUCCUCAUUUAGCAUAUGUGCUGUAGCAAAUGAAAUUACAUAGAUGAUGUAUUACUGUAUAAUAUUACUGAUGGUAAUGAUAAUGACAUUUAUCAUGCUGACUGUAAAGAUGACUAUGGUGGAAAUAAUAUGUAUGUUUUAUAUUUUAAAUAUUUUCUUUAUGCACCCUCCUCUAUGAGUCCAAUCAUUUAAAUGUAAAAUAUGACAAAUCUGAAAUUCAAUCUUAUUAAAGGCAGUGAACCAGUC
Messenger RNA from Nothobranchius furzeri (turquoise killifish), 4860 nucleotides. Lineage: Eukaryota; Metazoa; Chordata; Actinopteri; Cyprinodontiformes; Nothobranchiidae. The record is from RefSeq and is a predicted model, not a curated record.